GAACUCUCCACUCGCUUAACUUUGCCACACAUAUACACUUGCUCUCUCUCUCUCUCUCUAUCGUCUUCGAAUUGAACCAUGUCGGACGACGAGCACCACUUCGAAUCAAGCGACGCCGGAGCUUCUAAGACUUAUCCUCAACAAGCCGGUAACAUCCGUAAAGGUGGUCACAUCGUCAUCAAGGGACGUCCCUGCAAGGUGGUUGAGGUAUCAACUUCAAAGACUGGAAAGCACGGUCACGCCAAAUGUCAUUUUGUUGCCAUUGAUAUCUUCACAUCUAAGAAGCUCGAAGAUAUCGUUCCCUCUUCCCACAAUUGUGAUGUUCCACAUGUGAACCGUGUUGAUUACCAGUUGAUUGAUAUCUCUGAAGAUGGCUUUGUGAGUCUUCUUACUGAUAAUGGUAGCACUAAGGAUGAUCUGAAGCUGCCAACAGAUGAAGCUUUGCUCACUCAGCUCAAGAAUGGAUUUGAAGAGGGCAAGGAUAUUGUUGUUUCUGUAAUGUCUGCAAUGGGAGAGGAGCAGAUGUGUGCUCUCAUUUUUUUUUUUUUUUGUCUUCUUAGUAAUUUUAAGCUCAUGUGUUUUCAUGUACGACACUUUUAUAUCUCUAUCUUACUAUUGGUUUUGGUUGUGGAGAAGUUACUGUUGGUGACAGGUCCAAACCGACUGUUAUACUAUGUGCAAUGUCAUAUUUUUAGAUCCUAAGGGGCCGGCCAUGUCAUUUUUUUAUUGUGGGUAUGUCAAUAUUCUUGUGUUCGAAUGCUAA
Messenger RNA from Camelina sativa (false flax), 763 nucleotides. NCBI's taxonomy places the organism in Eukaryota, Viridiplantae, Streptophyta, Magnoliopsida, Brassicales, Brassicaceae. The record is from RefSeq and is a predicted model, not a curated record.